UUACAGAAAAAUGCGCAUUGCUGUAUUUGGUGCUACUGGGGGGACUGGCCUGCAGCUAUUAGAGCAGGCCCUGGCGGCCAACCAUCAUGUUACAGCUAUUGUCAGGACCCCAGCUAAAAUCAAGAUGACCCAUGAAAACCUGAAAGUAGUUACUGGCGAUGUAUUCAACACAGAGAGUAUAGAGGGAGCUCUGGCUGACCAGGAUACUGUGUUCUCCUGUCUAGGCUUCAAACCUGAGAAACCUGCAGUUACUGGAUAUAUUAACGCUACUAAGAGCAUUGUUGCUGCCAUGAAGAAGAAUGGAUUGAAACGUCUUGUUCUUUGCCACUCUUGGUAUACGGAUCCAGAAUCCAGAGGUGAGGCUAUCUUCUUGAUUCGCUGGUUUCUUCUUCCAAUGAUUAGGACUGUACUGGAUAACAUGCGGGAAACUGAGCUCUGGUUAGAAACUGAGUGUGCAGACAUUGACUAUACCGUCGUUAGGCCAGGAGGUCUUACUAACGGUCAGCUCACGGACACUGAAAUCAAGCACAUUGAGGGACCCCACGUGAAAGGAUCUUCAAGGAUUACAAGAGCUGAUGUUGCUAGAUUCAUGUUGAACACUGCUAGUACUCAGGAGUUUAUUAAGAAGCAGGUUGCUAUUGGAUACUAACUGUCAGGAUUCAUAGAGCUAUUUUAUACAUCCAGGGUUUCUUGGAUUUUUAACAAGACUCUUAUCUGGAUUUAUUAUUCAAGUCGUUAAUUCAUAAAUAUUUUUAUAUCAUUGGUGACGGGUUUCUUUAAUCAAAAUGUUAUUAUUAUAUAUGAUUAUGAUUACGAGGUAUGUUCAAUAAGUUUUGCGAACUUUUUUAAUUACUUCUAGAUGUCUCAGCUCUGAUUUUUUUUAAGCUCACUGUUCCAUCCCGUUUGUCUACUCCUAAUGGACUUUAUUCAUAAAAAAAAAUUUCUUUGUUAUCCGCUCUUUCCUGGAGGUUGUUCAGAUCCGUUGCCACAGGAAAUGUGUGAGCAGGAAAAAUCCACAAACAGUCUACACAAUUGUAAAUUUUUCAGACCAAAUUCGUAAGACUUCUUAUUUAAUGACUUUUGAUGAGAUUGACAACUGCUAUGGUGCUAAAUAUAAAGAUGUAAUUGUAAACCAAGAUUUGAAAAAUGGCAAAGACAUAAAACUGAUCUUCAUUCGCUGGUCAGAAAAUAGAACCGGUUAUAAACAUGUGAACUUUAAAAAAAUUUAAGUGUUAAGACAUCCAGAAACACCCUUUAACUUAUUGAACAUCCCUCGUAUAAAUGCAUGAUUGUAUUCAAUUAAUCAAAAAUAAAAUAAAAUGUUACAUUUUAUUACUGCUGACAUGUUAUCAAAUGAUAUUUAAUAUAAUUACUGUAGUCUAUAUUUUCAACAAAUAUUUUUUACAUAUUUUUAAUGAAAGAUUAAUGCUCAAAGAAAAUACUCUAUAUACGAUUAUCACCAAAGCAUUUUUAUCCUAAUGAUUUUUAUAGACGCUUCCAAUAUAAAUUUACAUGUUUUUACAAAACUUUAUUCAUGACACCAAAACAACUGUGAUGGAAAAACUGAAACUUCUAUGUGUACCUAUUCACGCACUGCAAAAUGUAUCUGUUAUUGUUUCAUAUUUUUCAACAUUUAUUAAAAACAAAUUUUUAAAAUUUUAUGAUUAUAUUUCAGAAAA
Molecule: messenger RNA, 1679 nt
Organism: Eurytemora carolleeae
Lineage: Eukaryota; Metazoa; Arthropoda; Copepoda; Calanoida; Temoridae
Product: flavin reductase (NADPH)
Exons: 8
Coding region: 11-649 (212 amino acids)
Source: RefSeq, a predicted model, not a curated record